CAAUCACGUGACCAUUCCCGGAAGCAGAGUGCAGAACCCAGAAGGCAUGGAUGAAUGGGAUGUGUGCUUUCCUGCAGAGGAGCAAGAGCAGCCAUUGAUUUCUUGUGCCUAGGAGCUGCGGGGUGACUUUGGUCCGUGAGCAUCAAGAUCUGCAUACCUUGAAGCCAAUGUCAAGCCAGAUGCCACAAAGAGAGGAGGAGGGGGAAGGAGCAAAGCUGGGUGACAAAGAGGAGCUGAGCAGGAAGAUUAAAGAGCAAAAAGUUAUAGUUGAUGAACUUUCCAACUUGAAAAAGAACCGGAAAGUUUACAGGCAACAGCAAAACAGCAACAUAUUCUUUCUAGCAGACAGAACCCAAACGCUAUCUGAAUGCAAAAAUACAUUAGAUGAGUUGAAGAAAGCCCACCAGGAAAUGGAAAAUUCUGAAAAAGCCCGAAUCAAGAAGUAGCAAAACCAAACCCCAGUUCAAAAUGUGUGGAAUCUGCUGCCUGGUCAGCUUGUCUCAACAUCCUCCUAAUAUUUCUUUGCUGAAAGAGGACAUUUUAUGUAAUCUUAGAAGGAGAGGGCCCAGCGGUAGCCAAGAACUGGUCAAGAGUGUGCCCCACCUUCCAUAUCAUUGCUUAUUUUCUGGCCAUGUACUUCACUUAAGGGGGAAGAUGACCCCACAGCCUGUGGAAGACCCCACAAGUGAUAAUGUGCUGCUUUGGAAUGGAGAGGUUUUCAGUGGGAUCCCCGUCGAGGCUGAAGAAAAUGACACUGACAUUGUUUUUCGUCGCCUUUGUUCCUGCAUUAAUGAAUCAGACAUUCUCUCAUUGCUGUCUUCCAUCCGUGGCCCAUGGUCUUUCAUUUUUUAUCAGGCAUCCAGACAUUGUUUGUGGUUUGCCAGAGAUUUUUUUGGCCGCCGCAGUCUCCUGUGGCAGUUUAAUGAAGAGCUGGACAACAUCUUUGCUCUUACCUCCAUAAGUGCUGUUUCUGACCAUCAAUGGAAGGAGGUUCCAGCAUCAGGCAUCUUCAAAGUGGAUCUCCAGGACUGUGCGGCAACGAACACUGUGACGCUGUCAUUGUAUAAGUGGAGAUAUCCUUCUAGAGAGAAUUCAAGUGAAGAAGGAAUCAUUGGUGACUCUCAAAUGGUUUCCAAACAUUUACCAACCCGUUUGUCUCUGGUAAUAAAUGAAUCCAACACAUUGACAGCUCCUGUAGUUCCUUUGAAUAAGGAGAUAUGUAAAGUACCCCAAGAAUCCCUCUUCCUCCAUCUCAUCAGAAAUGUAGAUGAUAUGCAAGUUCUUCAGAUGUUUCUUACUGAACACCACAGGAAGAAACUAGUCCACCAAUUCAUUGAUGUAAUGAGUAGAGCAAUAAAGAGACGAGUCUUGUGUCUGGUUAGAGAUACUGAUCAAUUACGAGGAGACGUGUCAGAUGUGAGGAAGACUGAAAUUGCAAUACUUUUUUCUGGUGGUGUUGACUCCAUGCUUAUAGCAGCCCUUGCAGAUAGGCACGUUCCUAUGGAAGAACCCAUUGAUCUCCUCAAUGUGGCCUUUAUGGUUCCAGAGCAGGGACGUCAAAGUGGUUCUACGAAGAAGCACAGCAAAGGGAAAAACCAGUUGCCAUCCAGUCCAGAAGGCUUAAAUGCCAAUAACACUGUGGCUGGCAAUUCUGUACCAUCUUUUAACGUGCCUGACAGAAUUACAGGCAGGGCAGGACUGGAAGAACUGAAAAAUAUUAAUCCUUCAAGAAUAUGGAAUUUUGUGGAAAUCAAUGUUACACUUGAGGAUUUAAAAGCAAUGAGACAACAACAUAUACGUCACUUGGUUUAUCCAUUGGACACAGUUUUGGAUGAUAGCAUUGGUUGCGCUGUGUGGUUUGCUUCCAGAGGAGAAGGUCUACUUACUAACCAGGGAGAUACAAGGCCAUAUCAGAGUCCUGCAAAGAUUGUACUUACUGGGAUUGGGGCCGAUGAGCAGCUUGCUGGCUACUCCAGGCACCGCGUGUGCUUUGAAAAACAUGGUCUGGAAGGGUUGAAUGAAGAACUAGGAAUGGAACUGGGACGUAUCUCUUCAAGAAAUCUUGGACGAGAUGAUAGAGUUAUUGGAGAUCAUGGCAAAGAAGCUAGAUUUCCCUUUCUUGAUGAAGACGUCGUGUCCUUUCUUAACUCCCUCCCUGUUUGGGAGAAAGCAAACUUGGCUGUUCAUCGAGGAGUUGGGGAGAAACUGCUUUUGCGCCUGGCCGCUAUGGAGCUUGGCCUGACCGCCUCUUCCGUUCUACCAAAGAGAGCCAUGCAGUUUGGCUCCAGGAUUGCAAAGAUGGAGAACAGAAACGAAAAGGCAUCUGACAAAUGCACAAGACUCCAGACACAUUCAAUAGAGUAGCUGCACCCAGGGCUGAAGGAUACCUUUAAAAAAAUGAUUACAUAUUUGACAUUUCCAUUAAGGGCUGUUCCACACAGCCAUAUAACCCAGAAUAUCAAGGCAGGAAAUCCCACAAUAUCUGAUUGGAACUGGAAGAUAUGGUAGUGUGGACUUGGAUAAACCAAUUCAAAACAGGCAUUGUGGGAUUUCCAGCCUUGAUAUUCUAGGUUAUAUGUCUGUGUGGAAGGGUCUACGGUACUGGUUCUAUGCAGCUAUUUUGGGAUAAACCACUUUCCCAUGGAAAACAACCCAAAGAAAGGUAACAGCUAAGUUCCAUUGAUUUUCGUAAAACUCAGUCAUUACUGUACAGUCUUUGCUAUCUCAACUAUGUUCAGAAAUAUAUUUCUGUGGCAUCUACAAAAACCAAAAUAAAUAUGUAGAUUUUAAGAA
Molecule: messenger RNA, 2793 nt
Organism: Anolis sagrei ordinatus
Lineage: Eukaryota; Metazoa; Chordata; Lepidosauria; Squamata; Anolidae
Source: RefSeq, a predicted model, not a curated record